AUGUUCCGAAAGCCAUCCCUGAUCCUGGCAAUCUGCCUCUUCUUGGGCGCCUCCCAGGCCUUCAAAAUUCACGCUCCGCUCAGACCCAACGCCCACAUCCAGGAACUGCAGGCCGAGAACAGAGAGCUAGCUGUCACCCACGCAGACUCCUCAAGGACCUGCUUUGACUUCUACUCACCCAAACUGAAUGCAAUUGUAGUGCAGUACGAGACUGAAUUCGAAUACUGCACCUCGAACUUCACCAUGGCAAAGGAAGUUAUUGAUAACUCCUAUGCGGGAUCCUACAAGGAAAUCAGUGACCAGGCCACCAAUUCCUGCAGUGCCUGCUGUCAGGCUUGGACCAAGGAGCAAACAACCCUCGAGGAAUUGCUGAAUCGUUUGGAAUGUGCCAGUUCCGUGUCCGCCGAGAACUCCAAGAUAUUCUAUAGUAUUUCGGCAAAUGCCACCGAAAUCGCAACAAAACUGGAGGAGGCCUAUCUUACAAUAAGCACUCAAAAGGAUAGUUGCUUAAAUAAGGCAGACGUCAACUAUGUGACGGAUACCGCUGACACAUACGAGGCAUUAAACGCUUGUCUCAAGGGAGAAAAGAAUAUCUUAAUCAGUUCUACUUAUGAUUAUACUACUACUACCACUUGUCAACCCACAACUACAUUUGUGGUGUAA
Messenger RNA from Drosophila bipectinata, 663 nucleotides. RefSeq lists its product as uncharacterized. The record is from RefSeq and is a predicted model, not a curated record. Lineage: Eukaryota; Metazoa; Arthropoda; Insecta; Diptera; Drosophilidae.